Stereum hirsutum FP-91666 SS1 is the source of this 168-nucleotide messenger RNA. RefSeq lists its product as uncharacterized. Lineage: Eukaryota; Fungi; Basidiomycota; Agaricomycetes; Russulales; Stereaceae. The record is from RefSeq and is a predicted model, not a curated record. The transcript has 2 exons. The coding region runs from base 1 to 168 and encodes 55 amino acids.
AUGAAUUACUACUGCUGCACCUGCCCCGCCUGGCGCAACCAGUCCGCCCACCCCGUCUCCGCUUGCACCUGCAAACACCUCUGCUCCCUCCUCGGCGACGCCUACGAAGAAUCUCGCCUCAAACUCAAGAACCCUAACGACCCAGCCGUUCCCACCACAACCACCUAA